Messenger RNA from Adineta steineri, 798 nucleotides. The record is from the annotation of a GenBank genome assembly. NCBI's taxonomy places the organism in Eukaryota, Metazoa, Rotifera, Eurotatoria, Adinetida, Adinetidae.
AUGACUAACGGACAUUCAUCAAUGGACAUCGAUGAUAAUGAUGAACUAUUAUGUGAACUUGAUGUUGAAUUUCGUCGAACAGAACAAUCCAUUUAUGUAUUUCAAUAUCCAAUUCGACCAAAUUAUCGAUCGUAUGAUGAAAUAUCAUUUGCAAGUGCACGAAUUAAAGAAAAACAUUCUCUUGUUGAAAUGGAUUUACUUGUUGAUCCACAAUGUUCAAAUUAUUAUUCAGCAAGAGGAAAACAAUUUGCUGAUAGUACAAAUAAUGAGAAUGGAAAACAAUUUUUCAAUAGUGAUCGUAUGGAUAAACAAACUAUUGCAUCAACUAUUUCAUCAAAUGGUGAUUGUUAUUCUGUUGGUAUAUUUAAUAAUAUUACUCGUCAGUUAGUUCUUUGUCCGUUAAAAUCUAUAAUUCAAUUACGACCACAAUUCAAUUAUCUCGAUACAUCCUCUUCAACAUCUGGUACAACAAAAGAUGGAAAUACUAAUGAUGAUGAUCAAAUGAAUGGAAGUGAUGGUGAACAAUCAGGAAGUGAAAGUGAAGAAAAUAAACCUGAACCAGCCGCAAGUUUAGUAACAAUGAAAUUUGCUAAAAAGGAAAGUGAUUAUCAUAAAAAGAAACGUCUACAAUCAUAUGGUUAUUUUCGACAAAUGCGUGAUGAUGACCGUUGGCAAGAUCUUGUUUGUGUAAUGAAUGCUCAUUCAUUCGAUGCACAACGUAUUCGUGAAAAAUUUCUAUCAAAUGAAAAACAAGAAGAACAACAGCCCACAAUGAUAAAUGAAACCAAAGAACUUUGA